Messenger RNA from Mya arenaria, 380 nucleotides. RefSeq names its product CD109 antigen-like. NCBI's taxonomy places the organism in Eukaryota, Metazoa, Mollusca, Bivalvia, Myida, Myidae. Gene Ontology annotation, cellular component: extracellular region. The transcript is spliced from 4 exons. Bases 1 to 315 code for a protein of 104 amino acids. The record is from RefSeq and is a predicted model, not a curated record.
AUGACGGAUGUCGACAAACUCAACGUACAAACCAGUAUCAAACGACAGGAAAGGAACGGCCGGUUUCAUGUUCUUUACUUUGAUAGUCUAGCGGUAAAUUCGCAUGUGUGUGUGGAUGUCAAAAUGGAUCGUUCGGACCCUGUUGUGAAAAGCCAAGCAUGUCAUGUGAUGGUAUAUGACUACUAUGAGCCAUCUUACCAAGCUGUUACAACCUACGAGUCAGGGAUUCUAAAAAGCACCACUAUUUGCCAAGUAUGUCCCUUGUGUGAAUGGUGCAAUGAGCUUUCCUUCCCGCAGAUUGGCGUUGGUCGGUAGAGCUCUUCUCAAUUUAAUUGAAAGCUUGGUCAGUGUAAGAAAACUAAAUAAAAUUCCGAAGUUUU